ACCUGGCUCUUCUUUUUCUUUAGAGGCAUUUAACUGUGAGUUUAUGGAGGCUGCAGUCGUGGAAAAUGAAGAUCUCCUCUGUGGUCUUCGCUCUCCUGACUCGAGCACUGCUUGGAGAUUUGUGUUUGGCCAUCAACGUCACCAUCACCCCUUCCCCCUUCACGGUGGCCCAGGAGGGUCAAAAUGUCACACUCUCCUGCGUUGUGUCCCAGCGGCGCCGCAAUGCUGCUUUACCAGUGGUGAAGUGGACCUUCCUGCCGGAGGGCACGGACCGGCCGGAGGAUGAACUCCUCAUCGCCCGGGUCAACAUGAGGAAGGCCCGUUUCUAUGGUAACUACACCAAGAGUUUCCCGUGGCCCAAACUGAAGCUGACGGUGGUGAAGCAGGGGAAGAUAUUUGACUUGGUCAUCUUGAACGUGUCUGAGGGGGACCGGGGGCUCUACAUGUGUCGGGUGCAGGAGUUUAGAAAGAACCAGGACCGCUGGAAGGCCUCAUCCAACUGCACCGCCGCUACUGAGCUCAGAGUUCAUGUCCUACCGGUCACCAAGGCCAAAGAAAGCUUGUGGAGUUUGUUUGAAGAUGUGUAUCUGUGUGCAGUACUGAUCUGCUCAGUGGGUUUGCUGUGUAUGUGCAUGUUCACAGUGACAGUAACCUGCCAGUACAUACAGAGGAAGCAGAGGUUAAAAGAUAAUUACCUUUUGGUCAAAAGCCCUCAGAACAGCUCAGGAGAGACAGUCACCAGUGUGUUCAAUGUGUCUCCGGCUCUGCCUAAAAAGGAGAGGAGGUACAGGAAGAAAAGGAGCAGAGACUACCAAGAGGAGAUACCACCAGAGAUCCCAGCAAAAGCUCCCAUUGGAGACAAAACACGGAAACCCAAACUUUUAAAACCACAACCAAGGAAAGUAGUGUUGCCGAAGAUAGUGGAGGAGAAUCUGACCUACGCAGAGCUGGAUCUGGUGAAGCCAAUCCCGGAAACCAAGGCGUCGUGUAGCGGCACUGUGUAUGCUCAGAUACUGUUUGGGGAGCAGCAGCUAUGAGAUAAACACCACUAAUACCUGUGCCUUAUGUAAAAAGUAUUGUCUAUUUAUAGUCUGUAUUAUUUUGUACUCAAAUGCGUUGUGAAGGGCAAAAUGUGUAAUGUCUCACAAUUAUGACAUAAUUGUACAUAUGAUUUUCUAUGUUCUUUGUUAUGACUUCCUUUUAUGAGACCAAGAUGCACAAGAAAAAUGUUUUGUAUACUGGGGUAUUUCAUGUAGAAUGUUUCUUUUGCACCUGUGUUUGAAUCCUGUGUAGCUUAAACUGGGAACACAUUAGAAAACUGUGCUGAUGUAGAACAGAUUUGUCCAUGGUGCCGAUUGGAGGGGAGAUUGAAGAUUUGAAUUUGCAGGCUAAUCGGAGCCCUCCCGUUUACAUCAAACAGGUUGCAAUCCAACAUCAGCCAAUUAAAUCCCUGUGGCGCGUGGUUAUCACAGACAUUAAGAGUCAAGUUUACUCCUGGGUGACGUGAAGAAAGAUAUUGCUUUGCUACUAUCAAAUAGGAAUAAUUCUGCUUCUAAACUAAUUAACAAGACAUUUUAGGGAAUGCUUAUUCGCUUUCUUGCAGAAAGGUUAGAUAAGGCAGUUUUAACUGCUCUGAUGUCUGUGCGUUAAGUAUCGGGAACCAGGAGGUGAUAAGCUUAGCUUAGCAUAAAGAGUGGAAGCUUGGGAAAACAGCUGCCCUGACUUUAGCUAGCUUGUUGGCUAACCUGAUGAGGGAAAUAGGUGCUGUGUGAACUUGAAGAACCCCGCCAGGUUGAUGUUUUCAAUUAAAAGCAAAUAUGUACAGAAACUCCCUCGACCACAAAUUGUUCUAUUUUACAUCACUGUAUGAGUAUGGAUAAAACAAAUGAUACAAUGUGUUUAUUAGUUAGCUUUAGAGGUGUGUUUUCAACUUUAAAAAAAAUGAGGCUAGCUGUUUAUCCCUUGCUCCCAAGCUAAGCUAAUCGCCUCACGGAUCUAGCCUCAUGCUUAAUUUAACGACAUGUUAUUGUUUUCUCCUCUCAGCUAGUUCCCAAAAUGUUGGCAUUUUCAUUCCAGUAGCCUACACAAAUGAUGUAUUGAAAUACAUGAAGGCUCGAAAGAAGUCAAGUGUUAGCCUAUACACUGAUUCCUGCAAUAAUCUUAAAUCUUUACACAUCUCUUAUGUAAGUUAAACUCAAUUGUGGGAAACCCCAUCUAGAGUAAACAGUUUUUCGAAGGAGAUACAAAGUCAAUUUAAGACAUCCGUUGUUAUGGGUGUGAACCAAUGCAGUUUCAAAUGUGAUUCACAUCUACUGUGUUCCCAGUGUUAUCUGCCUCACAAGUUCAGUGUGUUUCUGUGUGUCAGAAUGCCGUUUAUAAUGACCACAACUCCAAAGAGUUGAUAUUAAAGUAGCAAUUAGCCCCCCAACCUCCCCCAUAGGAAGUACUUAGACCUGCUAGCUGUUUCAUCUGGUGCCAAUAUCAACUUAACAGGCUGUUAGCGACACACAUACAUGUACAUACAUAGGUGGAGUUACAUUUAGGUUAAACAUCCUUGUAUGCAUGGCACAAAGGCAUAUAUACUUUAAAUCCAUAAGGCUGCAAACUAUUUUACACCUGAUUUACAAACAGGGACUAACUUAAAUCCUGUGUCUGGACAAUUUCACUUUAGUGCCUUAAGUCUUAGUGUACUUUAAAUCUGACGGUGAUUUUUGUUGUUUGAAGCCAUAUCGGCUAUAAUCCCACAUACCUUCGUACGGUCUCCUUGCUUUCUCACUUUCCGUGAAUCUGAGCGUGAAAUUGCUUAAGCCUCUUUUUUUCCAUUUAAUGAUCCUCUGGAUUCAGACAUGGAAAAGCAAAGGAGAGUUUUUCAAACAGUGAACUUGAAACCCAGACACAAUGGCACCAGAUCCCUCCCUUCCCCCUCAAGACUUCCACUAUCUAAUGUGGAGUUAUCCUUGCAGAUGGAGCCCUUGACAAAUGCAAGACUCACUUUACGCUGCAUGCCUGCUGAAGUUCAUGAUUUGGACCUUUUUCUUCAAACAUUUGUUAAACAAGCAAUUUAGUUAGAGAUUAUUAAGUUACUUGAGUAAAAUUAUUUGACAAGUUCAAGUACUAACUUAUAUGUGGUAUAUGUAGAGUUAGGGAUUUUACUAUGUAGCACCUAUGGUUAGCUAGCUAACAGCUGAUAUACACAUGACAUUUAUUAGAUUUAUGUGAUAAAAGAGUCUCCAGUCACAAAAAGACAGAAGUUAUCCAUGUCUGUUAGAAAAUGCAGAAAAAGUCAAAUAGUGUGUUUUAGCCUCAAUCAGCACUUAAUCUGACUUCCAAUAUGGCUGCCAGCCAGGUAACACUCGUAAACUCCCAAUAAAUACAGUACAGGACCGCACAUUUAUAACCCCUUUUUAAAGCAGGCUGGUGGUUGUGGAUUUUGACAUUCUCUGUUCCCCUGCCUAUAUGUUAGAUUUCAAUUCAAACCACUAUCGACCUCCAGUUGUGACCAUUCCAAUUUUCCACUGUUGUUCUCUUAUGUAUGUAUCUCAUUUGCACAGUGUGUAUUAUCCAUAUAUGAAAUGACCGAGAGCGACCUUUCAGUGGCGGGCAGAAGUGUCUUAAAAAUGCCCUUAGACUGUGAAAUGUAAAGUUUCUUCCAGACCACAUUGUCCUUAAUGGGAGUCCACUAACUAGAACCAUGUGUGUGAAUUGUGCCUCUCCCUCUCUCCUUUCCCUCUCCCUGCCGACCACUGACCUUUACAUUCAUCAACAUUCCUGCAUUUCUUCUCUUGUUCGUUUUGUACAUUUCAUCUGUACAGUUUGUAUUGGUAAGUGAAAUAAAUGUAU
Molecule: messenger RNA, 3840 nt
Organism: Anoplopoma fimbria (sablefish)
Lineage: Eukaryota; Metazoa; Chordata; Actinopteri; Perciformes; Anoplopomatidae
Gene: vstm4b
Product: V-set and transmembrane domain containing 4b
Exons: 8
Coding region: 66-1037 (323 amino acids)
Source: RefSeq, a predicted model, not a curated record